UCUUUUUGUUUCGUUCGUUGGUUCAUGGAACAUUCCAUAGGUUUCGUGUCGUAGAGCUCCACAAGCUAUGGCGGCUAAGAGCAAGUGCGCUUUCGAUUCAUCUCCAGGCCUCGGAAUCGUGGUUUUUGGCGUCUCUGGAUCAGGCAAAACGACGAUUGGAAGGCUGAUUGCCGAGAAACUUGGUUGUGAGUUCCUCGAUGCGGACGACUAUCACUCUCGAAACAGUAUAGAAAAGAUGAGAAGCGGGAUCCCUCUAUCCGACUCCGAUCGUCUUCCGUGGCUGGAGAAGCUCAGGGAUCUCCUCGCAGCCUACUCGGUGGAGGAAAAACCAGUGGUUUUGGCGUGCUCGGCGUUGAAAACUUCAUACCGUGACAUCCUCCGCGGAGCCAGUGACGAAAGAGAGAGGAAGAAGAGGAAGAAAAGCCGGGUGGUGUUCGUCUAUCUCAGAGUGUCGGACUUGAUCACCGCGAGAGUGGAGUCUCGAUUCAAAGCCGGUGGUCACUACAUGCCACCCUCGCUUCUAAAGUCGCAGCUAGCGCUUUUGGAAGUGGGAGACCAGCAAGAACACGACGUUGUCACGGUGGACACAAGCAGUGAAGCUCGAGUCGUGGCGGGUGAUGCGCUAAACAAGCUCAGAUCACUGCUCAAGACUCCGUGACGAGCGAAAAAAGAAAAAAAAAGAAGAAAAAAAAAGGACUUUUUGGCUGUGAAUCAAGUUGACUUGAGAUGGUGUCUUUGAGCUUCUCAAAAACGAAGUUUCGUACUUGUAUCA
Molecule: messenger RNA, 772 nt
Organism: Selaginella moellendorffii
Lineage: Eukaryota; Viridiplantae; Streptophyta; Lycopodiopsida; Selaginellales; Selaginellaceae
Product: gluconokinase
Exons: 4
Coding region: 68-658 (196 amino acids)
Cellular component (GO): cytoplasm
Molecular function (GO): gluconokinase activity
Source: RefSeq, a predicted model, not a curated record